Xylona heveae TC161 is the source of this 643-nucleotide messenger RNA. RefSeq lists its product as hypothetical. Lineage: Eukaryota; Fungi; Ascomycota; Xylonomycetes; Xylonales; Xylonaceae. Gene Ontology annotation, cellular component: preribosome, large subunit precursor. The record is from RefSeq and is a predicted model, not a curated record. The transcript has 4 exons. Gene Ontology annotation, biological process: ribosomal large subunit assembly. Bases 98 to 643 code for a protein of 181 amino acids.
GUAAAUUUCGCUGGAAACUAAGACUUUUGAAUUCGUCUAUAACCGGAGAGUUUUUUUCUAUAGUUCACUCUCAAAACAGAAGAGCUUGCAGAGUUCCAUGGCGCGAGAUAAGGCAGAGGGCAAAGAUAGGAAGGUCAGAAGGCAACGGAAGCGUAAGGCGCGCACUGAAGUCGCCUCGUCUUCCUCUGAUUCGGAAGAAAGUAAUCGCGCAGCAUCUCCGACGCCUCCAACUGGUCAAACAGCAAAUCCAAGUCUUCCCGAUGGCUCUACACAGGAGGAAAUACAGCACGAUGUCGAGCCCGUUCCCUCCAGAAUAACGGAGGCUGAUCCCAAUAAUCUGACCGCCGAUUUCGAAGCGUAUUAUCUGCGAAGAAUUGCGACUGAGUUCGCGGAGGAUCUUAAUAAAAUUCGCACCGCUGAUGAUUUCGACGAUGAUUCUUUGCCAAUACUGCUGAGCGCAUUGAAGCAAGGCACAGGCAUAUUCUCUACUUCCGAACGCCAAACUGUCCUAAGAGCAGGGAAAAGGAAUGCCGCUGGAGCUAACUCCACUCCUGCUCCGAAUAUCUCCCCAUCUGCUCGCCAUUUGAUGUGGAACAAUUGGAAGGCUGCCAUUCUUAGGACGCAGGGACACGUUGCAGUCUAG